AUGGGUGCCAGUUGUAAAGACCAAAAGAAAGCAGUUGCAAUCUGCCUACAGAGAUCACCUUGUGUGAUGAUUGACAGAAAUAGUCCGCAGAAAUGCAUAGAUGAUCCAAAUUUAAGUAAAGAUUUGCCUGAAUUGUGUAUAGCUCAGAUGAAGGCCUUUUUAGAUUGUAAAAGAGGGAUGGUAGAUAUGACCAAAAGAAUGAGAGGUAACGCACCCUUAUCAACAGGAAAAUAUGACGAACAAUAUGAGAAUUUAUGUAAAGGAAAGUUUGAUCCUAGGGAGGAGAUGCAUAAACUGGAGAUAUUGAAUUCUCAAGAGAAGGAGUGA
Molecule: messenger RNA, 327 nt
Organism: Maudiozyma saulgeensis
Lineage: Eukaryota; Fungi; Ascomycota; Saccharomycetes; Saccharomycetales; Saccharomycetaceae
Source: the annotation of a GenBank genome assembly